AUCUCACUUCUUUACAGAUCAUUUCCUUCAUUCACUUUCCGGGCUCAAUUUAGCUAUAGCAAUCCACCAGCAAAAAAUAAUGUUAAUAAAUCGGCCAUGAAAUUUGUUAACAACUAACUCUAGUCACUUCGCGAUGAAAGUGUUCGCAUGGAGCCAGAAUAUCUUAGCUGUAAAGGACGCUGUAUUUGGAUCACGGCAGAUCUUUUUCCAUAGCAGCAUCUCUCUGUUAUGCUCAAGAUCUACUCUAUUUAGAUGUAAUAGAACCGUUAUGGAUGGCGUCCGCUUCUAUCACAAGACCUAUCACAAAUGUCUGCCCGUGUUUAACCAUAGUAUAUUUCCCGUGCACCAUGCAUCAAUUAUUGAGAACGGCAUCAAGACUUGUAAAUAUUUUUCCAGCCGUUGUGGGUCAUUUGUUACAAGCGUGGGCGGAAGAACGGACUCGGUUUGUUUAUAUGUUGAUUGUUGCUUCUAUACUUCAGCCAGAGGAUCUUCGCGAAGUUCCAAAAUGAGGGCCCCGAUACCCCUGAAGAACAAAGCGAAGCCCGUGCCCGUCAAGGUCUGGAAGGGCAUGACUGUCAAGCAGUUCGCCGCCGCGCUGGAGAGAGACGUUGAAACGGUACUGGAAAUCUUCGGGUUCAUCGAGACGAGCGUACCGUUCCGGUCCAGGGGAGCGAGCGUCACGGACGUGGCGGUGCUGACGCGGGCGUCGCAGAUAGCGGGGCGACGCGCGAUGGUCGUGCCUGAUCCCACCGCCGCGCCCGCCAAGAAAAGCUCCAAAGACGCCUUCAGGAGGCCUGCAGCGACCGCGGCCGAGCUGGUGCCGAGACCCCCCGUGAUAACCAUCAUGGGGCACGUCGAUCACGGCAAGACUACGCUCCUCGACGCCCUCAGGAACUCAAAGAUCGUCGACUCGGAGUUCGGGGGAAUCACGCAGCACAUCGGGGCCUUCCAGUUCUCGCUGCCGUCUGGGGCCGUCAUCACGGUGCUGGACACGCCCGGGCACGCCGCGUUCUCAGCCAUGCGCGGCCGUGGGGCGACCGUGACGGACAUCGUCGUGCUCGUCGUGGCCGCUGAUGACGGCGUCAUGCCGCAGACCAGGGAGAGCAUUGACCACUGCCAUAGGGCUGCUGUGCCCAUGGUCGUCGCCCUCAACAAGAUCGACAAACCUGAUGCAAACGUCGAGCGCGCACGUGCUUCCUUACUGAACGCCGGAGUGCAACUGGAGGACCAGGGCGGAGAGGUUCAGUGCGUGGAGAUCUCAGCGAAGCUCGGCAGGAACAUCCCCGCCCUUAACUUCGACAGGCAGAUGUGUGUUUUAUCUUUAGAAGGAUUAGCAUCCUUUUGUCUUCAGGUAGCUACAUGCUUGGUGCAGCGCGGUACGUUACGUGCAGGUGCGCUGCUCGUGGCAGGCACGGCGUCGUGUCGUGUACGUGUCAUGCACGACGAGCACGAGCAGUUGGUGCACGCCGCCCCUCCCUCCAUGCCUGUACAGGUGGCGGGCUGGAGCGAGCUGCCGAGCGCGGGCGACGAGGUGCUGGAGGUGCGGACGCGGGCGCGGCAGAAGGAGGUCCUCGCGUGGCGUCUCAAGGAGCUCAGCGAGCGCAGGCUGCUGCAGGACAAGGUUAUCGUGGAGGCGAAAGCUCAAGAGCAUCAAGAAAAAUACAAGCAGCAGCUUGCAGAAAAGAGAAGUCGAGGUAUACGUUUCAGCUACCGACUUCGGACUGGCUUGCGUCCCAAGGAGUAUGACACCAGCGAGACCGGCCCGCGUGUGGCCAUUCUGCUCAAAUGCGACGUCCAGGGAUCACUGGAAGCCAUCAUGCAGUCAGCAACAAUCUUCUCAUUCAACGUGAGCAACGACCGGGCGGUGGAAGAAGCCAUUGAACGCUCCUCCGCAUCCAUCGUACACACGAACAUCAUCUACAGGCUCGUCGAGCAUCUCAGGUCGCUCAUCUCCAAGAAAAUGCCCACGCUGCCUCAGGAGGAAGUCCUGGGAGAGGCUGAGGUGCUGGAGCAGUUCAUGGCGAGCGACGGAGGCCGCAAGAAGACGCCGGUCGCGGGCUGCCGCUGCGUCAAGGGAUCGCUCAAGAAAGAUGAGAAAUUCAGGCUCUUCCGCGACGGCCAACUCAUUCAUGAAGGUCCUCUGUCAUCCAUGCGCCACGUCAAGUCUGAAGUCAAGACCAUCGCCACGGACAUAGAAUGUGGCUUGAAAUUCGAGGACCGCAGCAUCCAGUUCCUUAAGGGCGACAGAAUUAUUUGCUACACCGUCCAUCAGCUCGAGCAGGAAAGUGACUGGCGUCCUCCAGGAUUUUGAAGUAACAAUUCAUUAUCGUUGUGAAUAGACUUGCAAUAAGAGAUUAAACAAUCGCAGAAAAUUAA
Hyalella azteca is the source of this 2376-nucleotide messenger RNA. It is a transcript of the gene mIF2, whose product is annotated as translation initiation factor IF-2, mitochondrial-like. The record is from RefSeq and is a predicted model, not a curated record. Bases 134 to 2311 code for a protein of 725 amino acids. NCBI's taxonomy places the organism in Eukaryota, Metazoa, Arthropoda, Malacostraca, Amphipoda, Hyalellidae. The transcript is spliced from 14 exons. Gene Ontology annotation, molecular function: GTPase activity; GTP binding.